Molecule: messenger RNA, 3535 nt
Organism: Fomitiporia mediterranea MF3/22
Lineage: Eukaryota; Fungi; Basidiomycota; Agaricomycetes; Hymenochaetales; Hymenochaetaceae
Product: ras GEF
Exons: 7
Coding region: 671-3355 (894 amino acids)
Biological process (GO): Ras protein signal transduction; positive regulation of GTPase activity
Cellular component (GO): plasma membrane
Molecular function (GO): protein binding; guanyl-nucleotide exchange factor activity
Source: RefSeq, a predicted model, not a curated record
GCAUGCAAUUCCGGUCGUGUGGCGAUUUUCGGUGCUGUCCGUGUAUGUGCGGUCCCUUCGUCCCUUGGACGGCAACGGAAUAUGCGGCUUCCUCAAUGGAACUUCGGAGGACGUUGUCCUACACGGGAAUGUUUCCUUGGCCGAGUCACCGACGCCUGUCGCGACACAAAGUAACAUGUUGAUGAAAAUGAAGUGCAUUGGUCUCAGGGUUCCAUUUCUCCCAUCAAACAUACAGACAGAGAUUCACUCUGGGGCGAUAAACGUUCGUUCGCGACCCGAAGAGUUACAUUGCUCGUCGUCUGAGAGACGUACGAAAUGCUGCAGUCUCGUCUCGUAACACUCCGCUCGGUUAGACGGCUCCGAACGUCACUAUUUCCGAAAGGAGCAAGUGGAUGAUGGAGUCCGAAAUCAGAGUAUCAGUGCAGAGCGGAGAGGCUUAACCUGAUCGCGGGUUGCACCUAGCAACAAUGGCCUCUACAGUCAUCAGGCUGUGCCUGCGUGCCGUUAUUUAUUUAGCUGGAUGCUCGAGGAUGGGAACACACUGUCCUGACGACUGUCAAGCGCAUAUAGCUGUCUUGUGGUCCCCUCUCCGCUCUUCCCACUGUCCAAAGCACCUCCUUCCCUUCUCAGACACUGGAGAGCCUAUAGCCGACCUAUUUUUGAUCCUGUGAUGCGCGCUGAACGCCAACGUUUACACAUAGACCCUUAUUACUGUCCACCGCUGACUGAUGGCUAUGAUCCCAACUCUCCUCAGUCUUCGCCCUCGCCAUCUUUCUUUUUCUCCCCACCGACCGACAUGUUGUCCACCGUGUCGCGCUCCUCGGCGAGCACUGCGCCCGAAUGGAGGUUGUGCUUCGUCCUGUGCCUAUACGACUUUGCUCCGACAGACCCGGACCAUUUGCCUUUCCGGAAGAAUGAGAUCCUCGAGAUCGUUGAGAAGGAAGAGUCGGGCUGGUGGGCUGCGCUGCGUGACAACCGAAUAGGAUGGGUGCCAAGUGCGUUCGUCGCGGAACUUUCGAACGACGCUGCAGAUUGGUUGUUGAAUGUGAGGGAAGAGCUUCGCGUUUGCGAGUAUGAGGCCGAGAAACUCUUCGCAGCGGAACCUGUUCACGGCGUCUCCCGCUUCGUGGACUCUACGAUGUCUCCUGUUUCUGCUCGUGGGCAUGGGUAUAACGCUCUUGACGAUGACAACUGGGUUCCCAUACUUGAGCCCGGAAGGAAGGCGCCUUUCUUGCAAUCCGUGUCCCCAUCGGUACAUGUCGUGACGGAUUUCCCUGACGAUGUUGGACCCCUGUCAAGCAUCAGCCCUCAUUCACAUGUGCAAAUCGAUGCAUACUCAAUAGAAGCCGAGCUUGGUUCUACGCCGAAUAAAGGCUCGUUGGCAUCGUCGGUGGUAUAUCCACGGUCGCCAAACACGCCGAUGCCACAGUUGGUUCGACCUGAUCUGACCGCAUUGCAGAUCAACAAACCAACACCUCCAACACCUCCAGCUCCCUCAUAUAACUCACCUUCUUGCGCUUCCCCUCGAUCACCUCUCAACCGAAGUCGCUCAGACUCGUCACCUUCUCUGCAAACUAGACACGCACGACGACGGCCCAUCAUGGUUAACGACUUCAAAUCAUUAUCGCGUCUGUCUGUGUUCUUGGACUCGCCGCACCCUGACACAGUCGCGACUGCGGCCGACGAGCUCCAGAGUGCCUUCGAGGAUGUCCGACCACCGUCGACGCCUCGACGUUCGGAUAAAGUUAAGCAACUCACAGGAGACGAUGAAGCGCAAGCAUUUCAUAAUUCGAAGGUCGCUCAGGCGAGCUUACCGUGGUACUUGCGACCAUCAUAUUCUCCUGACGACAUCAAGCUUGAGUACGAUGGGAGCGUGCGCGCGGGUACACUUCCCGCUUUAGUUGAACGUUUGACUGCUGAUCCUCUGAAAAUGGCCGAGGAGAAGUUGUACAGAGACGUUUGCCUUACGACUUUCAGCACUUUUACGACCGCGACCGAUCUGUUCCUCCUUCUCGUUGACCGUUAUGAAAUGGAAUACCCCAGUUCUUUGACUCAAGCGGAAGCUGUUGAAUGGCGGGAAAAGAGAUUAAGGCCCGUACAGAAGCGAGUCCUUGCUAUUCUGACCAUGUGGGUGGAAGACCAUGGGAUGCUGCAAGACGACCCGCAUGUGGUUCUAAGAUUGAGGGAAUUCUUAAGCAUGAUCAUCUCACCACCAACUUUGGCCCUCUCUGCAAAGCUGCUUUUACAAUCCAUAGACAAGCUGUCAAAUGCAACUGCACAAACGAACCUUCCCCCACCUGCUCCUUUGACUCCUGUCAAACGACGCAAACACAACCGCAUACCGAAGAACGAACUUACGCGAUUCGAACCGGCGGAUAUCGCGGCUCAGCUCAUGCUUUUUGAGCAUAGGCUGUACGUGAAGAUCCGGCCUCGCGAGUGUCUACUUUGGGCGAAGAAUCAAAUGGGCGAUGGUGUUGUGAAUCUAAGUGCGUUUUGUGCGACGCACGAUCGAAUUGCAGCAUGGGUACAGAGCAGCGUACUUGGACACGAGGGUCUUGGAAAGCGGGCUGAUGCGGUGGAGUAUUGGAUUAAAGUCGCCGAGAAAUGCCGUGCCAUAAAUAACUUCUCGUCCAUGAGCGCCAUCAUCGCAGCACUGUCAAGUGCCGUCCUCGCCCGCCUGCACCUCACAUGGGCACACGUCGGUCGAACGCACCAAUUCGAGACUUUACAACGCCUGAACGAGCCAACAGGGAACUUCACCACCUACCGCGCGAUGCUUCAAUCAAUCGACGGACCAUGCGUCCCCUUCAUCGGGAUCUUCCUCACAGACAUCGUACACAUCCAAGACCACAUGAGAGAUAACGUGCAAUUCCCACUUUCGACCGCGAAGGCACAUAGGAUUGUACGGGCCGUGUCGCCUUCGCCUUCCGAACCUCAACCGGAUCGUUCUCAUUCUCAUCAUCAUCAUCACCCUUUUGCCAAUGCCGCACCUCCGCUGGCAAGCCCCGUACCGUCAUUCUUGACGGGCCUUCCUUCACCAUGCUCCGUAAUGUCCUGUCCUGCCGCUCCGGGUGCAGGAGGAACCUACACUUCCGCCCCACUCGGUCCUCCACUCAUCAACUUUGUCAAACGUCAGAAAUUCUACGACGCUAUUCGUGCAGUCGUUCGUUUUCAAGGGAAAGCGCCUAACGUAGUGGAGGAUUCGACCGUAAUGGCUUUUAUCAACGAGCAACUUACGAUUGGUGCUGCGAAGCUAAAGGAACCUUCAGCGUUUUGGACGAGGAGUCAGGAGUUGCAAGCGAGUGAGAUUUCACAUGCGGAUAUUCGGAAGGGUCUUGAGGCUGCUGGGUUUUGAUUCUGACAAGCCGAUUGUUUGUUACUUCGAGUUUCUGAAAUUCUCUUUUUUCGUUUUUCGUUUUUCGUUUUUCGUUUUUCGUUUUUCUUUCUUGUUACCACUUUGGGCUUGGGUAUUAUCAUCGAGUAAAUGUAAACUUAUUUUGUAUCUCCUCUUCGCAUUUCUCUUUCUCGAAUCAUC